This is a messenger RNA of Arachis duranensis, 1689 nucleotides long. RefSeq lists its product as uncharacterized. Gene Ontology annotation, molecular function: DNA helicase activity. Gene Ontology annotation, biological process: telomere maintenance; DNA repair. The coding region runs from base 1 to 1689 and encodes 562 amino acids. NCBI's taxonomy places the organism in Eukaryota, Viridiplantae, Streptophyta, Magnoliopsida, Fabales, Fabaceae. The transcript has 2 exons. The record is from RefSeq and is a predicted model, not a curated record.
AUGAAAGUUGAUGAAGUGAAAAUAUUUUAUGAUUGUCGAUACAUAUCUCCUUGUGAAGCUGCCUGGAGGAUAUUUUCCUAUGACAUUCACUAUAGCAAUCCAUCUAUUGAGAGGCUGAGUUUUCAUUUACCAGAUCAACAACCUGUUGUAUUUACAGAUAAUGAAUCAUUAGUUGAAGCUCUUGCGAAGGCCAAUGUAAAAGAGUCCAUGUUUCUAGCUUGGUUUGCAGCUAACGAAAAAUAUGCAGAAGCUAGACAACUAACAUACACUGAGUUUCUAGCAAAGUUUGUUUGGAAACCUUCACCUCGAGCUUGGGAACCAAAGAAAAGUCAUCAAGUCAUUGGAAGGAUGAUUUUUGUUCCACCAUCAUCUGGUAAGCUAUAUUACUUAAGGAUGUUGUUAAAUAUUGUAAAGGGACUAACAAGCUAUGUAGAUAUUCGAACCUACAAUGGUGUUAUCUAUUCAUCAUUUCGAGAUGCAUGCUAUGCACGUGGGCUAUUUAAUGACGACAAAGAAUAUAUUGAUGCCAUUAAGGAAGCAAGUCAUUGGGGCUCAGAUUUGGUUUUCAGUGAUGAGGAAUUAAAGAGCCUAACUUUGAUUGAGAUUGAACAAAUCUUGAACAGUAAUACCAAAAGCUUACGGGAUUAUACGACAAUGCCAUUUCCAUCAGGGGAUACUUACCAUCUUAGAACACAAAACAAGAUGAUCUUUGAUGAGUUAAAUUAUGAUCGUGUUGAAUUACAAAGGCAACACAUUCAAUGCCUGUCCAAAUUAACUAGAGAGCAAAUGAGAGUAUAUGAUAAGAUCAUGAACGCUGCCGAAAGUCAACAUGGACGUAUGUUUUUUUUUUUGUAUGACCAUGGAGGUACAGGAAAGACUUUUCUUUGGAAAACUUUAGCUUCAACAUUGAGAUCAAAGGGACAGAUAGUCUUAACUGUUGCCUCUAGCGGUAUUGCUUCUCUAUUGUUACCUGGAGGCCGGACUGCACAUCCUAGAUUUGUCAUACCAUUAACCCCAAAUGAAUUCUCUACUUGCAAUAUCAAGCAGGGAAGCCCAUUGGCAGAGUUAAUUGUAAGAGCAAAGCUAAUAAUCUGGAAUGAAGUUCCUAUGAUGAGCAAAUUUUGUUUCGAAACACUGGAUAAGACAAUGAAAGAUUUGAUGAAGUUCAAACAUGAUGAAAGCCCAAAGAUGCCAUUCAGAGGGAAAACAAUAGUCUUUGGUGGAGAUUUUAGGCAAAUCUUGCCAGUGAUUUCAAAGGAAACAAGACAAGACAUCAUCAAUGCGUCUUUGAAUUCAUCAUAUCUAUGGCAGCAUUGUGAAAUAUUAAAGCUAACUAUCAACAUGCGACUGCAAUCCAUGGCUGCAGAUAGUGGCAUACAAGAUUUGCAGCAAUUUGCUGACUGGAUUCUUCAGGUCGGCAAUGAAAUAUCAGAAGGAAUGAGUGACGAGUACAAUUUGAUUAGCAUACUUCCUGAAUUCAUUAUCACUUAUUAUAAUGAUCCAAUGGAAGCAAUCGUUGAAGCAAUCUAUUCUAAUUACAUUGCUGACAUGGAUAACGAAGGCCACUUGAAAGGUCGAGCUAUUUUGGCUCCUACAAUUAAUGCGGUAGAUGAGGUGAAUGAUUAUAUGACCAAACUGAACAACAAUGCAUGCAAGACUUAUGUUAGUUCCAAUAAAUGUUUGUUCUAA